GCAGCUGCCGUAAAACUGAAAAGAAGAAGAAGAAGAAGACAUCCGGAGCCGCUUGUUGAUGACGCAACCGCGGCGACACGCGCUCUUUCUUCGUUGUUAGCUGUUAGCAAAGCGGCUUCUUCUCGCUUUUCUCCCCAGCUUUCAGUCAACAAGUGCGCACAGCAGUCAUGUCUGCCGCCGUAGCACAGGCCCGGAAGAGGGUCAUGAAAGACGAGGACAUGACUAAGGUGGAGUUUGAGACCAGCGAGGAGGUGGACGUCACCCCCCUCUUCGAGCAAAUGGGCCUGAGGGAGGACCUGCUGCGCGGCAUCUACGCAUACGGUUUUGAGAAGCCGUCGGCUAUUCAACAGAGAGCCAUCAAGCAGAUCAUCAAAGGCAGAGAUGUCAUCGCCCAGUCCCAGUCUGGAACCGGAAAGACGGCCACCUUCUGCGUGUCGGUGCUGCAGUGCCUGGACACUCAGGUGAGAGAAACCCAAGCAUUGAUCCUCGCCCCGACCAGAGAACUGGCUGGACAGAUCCAGAAGGUGCUGCUGGCUCUGGGAGACUACAUGAAUGUUCAGUGUCACGCUUGCAUUGGCGGGACAAACGUGGGCGAGGACAUCAGGAAGCUGGAUUUCGGUCAACACGUGGUGUCUGGAACGCCCGGACGAGUUUUUGACAUGAUUCGCCGCAGGAGCCUCCGCACGAGAGCCAUCAAGAUGUUGGUGCUGGACGAGGCCGACGAGAUGCUCAACAAAGGUUUCAAGGAGCAGAUCUAUGACGUGUACCGCUACCUGCCUCCCGCCACUCAGGUGGUGCUGAUCAGCGCCACGCUCCCGCACGAAAUCCUGGAGAUGACCAACAAGUUCAUGACCGACCCCAUCCGCAUCCUGGUCAAACGUGACGAGCUGACGUUGGAGGGAAUCAAACAGUUCUUUGUGGCCGUGGAGAGAGAGGAGUGGAAGUUUGACACGCUGUGUGACCUGUACGACACGCUGACCAUCACGCAGGCCGUCAUCUUCUGUAACACCAAGAGAAAGGUGGACUGGCUGACGGAGAAAAUGAGGGAGGCCAACUUCACGGUGUCGUCCAUGCACGGCGACAUGCCGCAGAAGGAGCGUGAGUCCAUCAUGAAGGAGUUCCGAUCAGGAGCCAGUCGAGUGCUCAUCUCCACGGACGUGUGGGCUCGUGGUCUGGACGUUCCUCAGGUGUCCCUCAUCAUCAACUACGACCUGCCCAACAACCGAGAGCUGUACAUCCACAGGAUCGGUCGAUCUGGGCGUUACGGCAGAAAGGGUGUGGCCAUCAACUUUGUGAAGAACGACGACAUCAGGAUCCUGCGGGACAUCGAGCAGUACUACUCCACCCAAAUCGACGAGAUGCCCAUGAACGUCGCUGACCUCAUCUGAUUGGACACAAGCCCCGCCUCUUUUUACUUCCUGCUUGUGAUUUUUGUUUUGUACAUAAAGUUGUGUUGGAAUGUUUUUAUUUCAAACGUGGCAAUAAAAAACAACAAAGAAGGAA
Molecule: messenger RNA, 1503 nt
Organism: Entelurus aequoreus (snake pipefish)
Lineage: Eukaryota; Metazoa; Chordata; Actinopteri; Syngnathiformes; Syngnathidae
Gene: eif4a3
Product: eukaryotic translation initiation factor 4A3
Exons: 12
Coding region: 168-1388 (406 amino acids)
Cellular component (GO): nucleolus; catalytic step 2 spliceosome
Molecular function (GO): mRNA binding; ATP binding; RNA helicase activity
Source: RefSeq, a predicted model, not a curated record